This is a messenger RNA of Drosophila ananassae, 851 nucleotides long. Its product is annotated as protein Mabiki. The transcript has a single exon. Gene Ontology annotation, molecular function: DNA-binding transcription factor activity. Bases 143 to 790 code for a protein of 215 amino acids. The record is from RefSeq and is a predicted model, not a curated record. Lineage: Eukaryota; Metazoa; Arthropoda; Insecta; Diptera; Drosophilidae. Gene Ontology annotation, biological process: regulation of DNA-templated transcription.
ACUAUUUUGGCUUCGAUUUGUGUAAACAGAGUCAUAAACGGGUGGGUGGAUUAGCCGAAAGGGCGAGAUAAGACUUUCACAAUAUAAACCGCCGAAAAUCGCGGCAGGACAGCAUUCAAUCCAGAGACAUCGAGAAGAGAACAUGGAAAGCCAUCAAAUCUACCGUCACAAGAAGUUCGACGUUGGUCGCAACUUUAAGAGCGCUGAGUUGCUGCUCAAGGAGGAGCUCAUCUCCCGGAGCGGCACCCCCUACAGCCGCGAGGAGGAGCAGGAGGAAGAGCUGGCUUCCAUCAGCCUUUGUUCCAGCGACCAAGACGAGUUCCUGCCUCUGCCCAAACGCCGCCGCCUGGGCUCAUCAUCCUCCAGCGUAUCCUCGACUUCUUUCCAGUCCGCAGCCUGCCACAUCAACGCCGAUGCCAUCCAGGACAUCCUCAAGUACCACGUCAACAUGGUGCGUACUUUUCCCAAGAAGGAGCGCUCGCCCAAGGAGCAGGAUCGCCGAAACAAGAACACCAUCGCCUGCCGGGUGAGCCGGCGCAAGAAAAAGUUCGACGACCUGCAGAUCGAACAGCAAUACAAGGACUUUACUUCCGAGCAUUUAAAAAUCGCCGAGCAAAGUGUCCGGGCCAAGGUGUAUCUGAAUUACCUGAACCAGCUGGUCAAGCAGGAGGACGUUCCACCGCCUACACCACCUCCUUCGGCGACUCCAAGGGUCGCCAAGGAGCAGAAUUGCAAGAGAAACUUUAGCAUCGACUACUUGAUCGGUGGAGUUAAGCAGGAAAAGGUGUAGACUCUAAAACUUAUUGUAUUUAAUUGUUCACUGUGUGACCUUUUUUUUGUAUAAUAUAAUA